Messenger RNA from Venustampulla echinocandica, 603 nucleotides. RefSeq lists its product as uncharacterized. The coding region runs from base 1 to 603 and encodes 200 amino acids. The transcript is spliced from 5 exons. Gene Ontology annotation, cellular component: cell cortex. Lineage: Eukaryota; Fungi; Ascomycota; Leotiomycetes; Helotiales; Pleuroascaceae. Gene Ontology annotation, molecular function: actin monomer binding. The record is from RefSeq and is a predicted model, not a curated record.
AUGUCAACCAACCCCCACCAUCCUCGCUUACUCGGACUGUGCUGGAGUUCUUUGGCACAGGCGAAAACCAUCCAUCCCAGCACCAUCUACUACGACACCGUUCAACAUCCAACACUCUACCAUCAGACCCUUAUUGAUCCGAGCAUUACGGUUCUAUCCAACCCGCCCACAAACAGCCCUGCGUUUGUUUCUUCUCACCAGCUUGUGCGCUCACAGAUUCGAAGAUGUCUUGGCAGGCAUAUGUUGAUUCUAGGCAGUGGCCAUGUGGACAAGGGAGCCAUCAUCAGUGCUGCUGGUGAUAGCGUUUGGGCUACCAGCGCCGGCUUCACCAUUUCUCCGACUGAGACAAAGGAGAUUAUUGCGGGGUUGAGCGGAAAGACAGACGAGCUAUAUGCAAAUGGAAUUCAUGUGGCAGGCGAGAGAUUUGUCCUCACAAAGGCAGAGGACCGGAGUCUCUAUGCUAGAAAGGGUAGAGAAGGCAUCGUUAUCGUGAAGACCACCCAAGCCAUCCUCAUCGCUCACUACAAAGACGGCAUGAUCGCCGGGAACUGCGCGACGACUGUUGAACAACUGGCAGAUUACCUCAUCAGCACAGGCUACUAG